UCCUUUUUUCUGAACGGUAGUCGAAUUUAGCUGAAGAUGCCUUUUUCGGUGCUAUAUACUCGUAUUCUUCGUGAAUGAGAAUGUUAGUUUUCAAUUUUGGGUGAAACAUCAGGACUUUUUAAAAAAAAUUGAAAAAUUUAUUGGUUGCAACAUUGGAUAUUUGGUAAGUGAAAAUAGAAUUCAAUUGAAUUGGUUUGAACCUGGGCUGCGUUUGGUUUGAGGGAAAACAAUUUUUCUUUUGUGAAGGAAAGGAAAACAAUGUUCCAAAAGCUGGAAAAUAACUCUCCCAUAUUCUCCUCACUACUCCCUUAAAUCCCGUUUUCUCUCCUUCCGUUCAUCAUCCCCUUUCCACUUCCAUUUCCUUUUUCUCGAUAAAUUUUCUUGUAAGGAAGCAAACAAAGCUAUUUUACAACUGUGUUUUUCCCUUGAAAUUGUUUUGAUAAAUGGAAAAUAGUUAUCCGUUAAAACAAACGGAACCCUAGUUAACGUUAGUAUGAGAAAAAUAUGAGCUAAUUCUUACUUCCUCGUUUUAAUUUUAUAUUUUUACCAUUUCUGCAAUAAUAUGCGAAGUAAUGAUGAUAGAUGAUAUAGUGAUAGUCCUGAAUCCUGAUAAAGUUCACAGGAAUUUAUCCAAAAAGUCAAAUGGGGUCGAUUUGGUUAAACAGAGAAAUUACUACUUAGUGAAAGUGAAAUGUCAAAGACCUGAAAUAGUUACAAUGAGGAUUAAUCCUGGGAUGGAGUGAAUCUUUCGUGUAAAAAUAAAGUAGAUGAGUGAAUCCCAAUGAUCUCAUAUUCACAGUUUUCUUAAAUGUGAAUAUAGUAUGUAAUAUAUUCAGGAGAUAAGAAGUCACCGUUCCAAAAAAUGGUGGUAGUUGCACAAGUAGCAGUGACUGUAUAUGGAAUUUGGAGUAUUAGAAAAGAUGCUUUGUGGAAAGGGAAACUACCUACUGUAGUUUCAACAACUAAUGAGAUUCAGAGUAAUGUAAAAGGAAUUAGAGGUGCUAUGGGGAAGAAAGUUUCUGAAGUUGGUAGGAAUUGGUUAGAAGAGUUGUCGUUCUUCUGUUUGGAUGUUUGGGAAGUUGUAAGCCGUUUGGCUGAUGUUGGAUGAGGGUCUUUUAGCCCUUUAGGUUAUAUAUUUGUGUGUUUUGAAAUGAUAUUUCCUCACUUACCCAAUUUUUUUUGUAGAGGUCGGUUCACUGGUAUAAUUUGCAUGGACUCAUUACUUACAAAUUUAUUGCCCUCAUACAAUCAUGAUUAAGGAUUAAAGGUCCUGUUUGGCAUUAACUUUUCAAGUAGGUUUUAGAGUUUUAACCUGUUCAAAACUCAACAAUGAAAAAGGUGUUCGAUGAACUAGUGUUUAAGGUAGGGAGAGGUGCAUUAGUGUUUUGAAAUAACUCAAAUAUUUAUCCAUUGGGAGUUAGAGGUAACUUUUGUAGGUGUUCGAUGAAGUAGUGUUAGAAACUUCAUUCACAAUUGAUUUUUGUCUUCAUUUUCUUUUGGUACGACUGCCUGAGCAAACGAGCAAAUGAGCUUUGGCCGGAAAAAGGUUGGAUGUUUACAUCCAUGAUUAUUUGUUGAAAAGAAAAUUGCAUAAUUCUGCCAAAGCAUUUAUGGCGGAAGGGAAGGUGGCUACUGAUCCAGUUGCUAUCGACGCUCCUGGAGGGUUUCUUUUCGAAUGGUGGUCUGUCUUUUGGGACAUCUUUAUUGCUAGAACAAAUGAAAAGCAUUCAGAAGCUGCAGCAGCUUAUAUCGAGACACAACAAAUGAAGACUAGAGAGCAGCAACAACAGCAGCAGCAACAACAGCAGCAGCAGCAACUGCAAAUACAACAGUUGCAACUCAUGCAGCAGCGAAAUGCCCAGAUGCAGAGAGGCGGUCCUAACCAUCCUCCUCUUGGUGGUUCCGUAAAUGGUAUUAUGGAUAAUAGGAUGGCCCUCCUCAAAUCAGCGAGCAUGCCGAGCAAUCAGCAAGGCCAGUUGAUCCAAGGUAAUUCCGGGGCCAUGUCUGCAGCUUUGCAACAAAUCCAGACACGACCUCAUAUGACCGCUGAUCACAAGAGUGAUGUGAACAUCGGUGGAGCACAGAAAUCUUUGCCCAUGGACCCUUCAAUUUAUGGCCAGGCUAUUUUGCAAUCAAAAUCCGGAAUAGGCAAUGCAGGUUUGAAUCCCGGCAUCAACAGUCUUCCUUUAAAGGGUUGGCCCCUAACUGGAAUUGACAACUUGAGGAUGCAGACGCAGAAGCCUCUAAUUCAAAAUCAAAUUCUUCUGGCGGCACAGCAACAACAAGUUUUAUCACAGGCUCAGACACAGAAUAGCCUUGGAAAUUCACCAAGUUAUGGAGAUAAUGAUCCUCGAAGAUUCAAUGGACUACCAAAGGGUAGCUUGAAUACAAAAGAGGCUCAAUCUGCAAGAAAUGAUGUCUGCUCUCCAAUGCAAUCAAGUUCACCACAGAUGAAGAUGGGUCAGAUGCAGCAAUCUUCUUCACAGCAGCAAGAUCAGUUGCAGCAGCAACAAAUACAACAGGUUGUCCAUUUUGUCAGGGACCGAUUACAAAACCCUAAUAACAGAAAAAGAAAACAGCAUUCCUCUUCGGGACCAGCAAACAGUACAGGAACAGGCAACACUGUAGGCCCUUCUCCUAACUCUCCUCCAUCAACUCAUACACCUGGUGAUGGGAUUGGACCAGCGAACAGUCUGCAGCAGGUUAACAGCAUGCCUAAAAGCUUAAUGAUGUAUGGUGCUGAAGGAACUGGAGCGCUGGCUUCAUCUUCAAAUCAGCUGGAUGACAUAGAGCAGUUUGGAGAUGUUGGCUCUCUAGAUGAUAACGUGGAGUCAUUCCUGUCUCAUGAUGGAGGGGAUGGAAAGGAUCUCUAUGGAUCACUCAAACCAAGUCCAGCUGAACCAAAACCAGAGCCCUCCAAGGGCUUUUCUUUUGCUGAAGUAGGAUGUAUACGUACAAGGAAUAAAGUCACAAGCUGCCAUUUUUCUUCAGAUGGAAAGUAUUUGGCCAGUGCUGGGCAUGACAAAAAGGCUGUCCUCUGGAACAUGGAUACUUUGCAAACAGAGAACACUCCUGAGGAUCAUACACUUGUAAUUACUGAUGUUCGUUUCAGGCCAAAUUCAACUCAUUUAGCGACGGCUUCAUUUGAUGGAUCUGUACGACUGUGGGAUGCAUCCAAUCCCAGCUAUUGUUUGAAUGUCUAUCCUGGACGAGGCACCCAUGUUAUGUCACUUGAUUUCCACCCUAAGAAGAACGAUCUUUUCUGUUUUUGUGACAGUAACAAUGAAAUUCACUACUGGAGCAUGAGUCCAUUUUCCUGUAUCCGCAUGUCUAAGGGUGGUACGGCACAAGUGAGAUUCCAGCCAAGAGUAGGGCAGUUUCUCGCAGCUGCAUCAGAUAAAGUUGUUUCCAUUUUCGAUGUUGAGUCAGACAGGCUAACACACUCUUUCCAGGCACACUCUGAUGUUAUAAACUACAUAUGCUGGGAUGCAAGUGGAGAACUUCUAGCUUCUGUCAGUCAAGAUAGUGUAAAAGUUUGGUCGUUGACCUCAGGAGAAUGCAUUCAUGAGCUGUGCUCGAGUGGAAAUCCAUACCAUUCAUGUGUUUUUCAUCCCAGUUUCUCAACGCUCUUGGUGGUUGGAGGCACACGGUCCCUGGAGUUGUGGAACAUGGCUGACAACAGGAGCAUGACGGUUCCAGCACAUGACAAUAUUGUAUCAGCUUUAGCCGCAUCUGCCACUGGAAUGGUUGCUUCAGCCGGGCAUGACUGCGCUGUUAAGCUGUGGAAAUAAAGCGUGAUUGUGGUUAAGUUAAAUAUCCGAAAAUACAUACCGGUAUUGUCCUGAAAUUUUAUUGAGUCUGUGAAAUAAAUGCUUGAGCUUUGGGAUGACAAAUACGAUCCUUGCUAUAAUGCGCUACACAGAAGAGAGCAUCUGGCAUCCUCGAGUAUUUAAACAGUUGGUAUGGACUAUGGAGGUAUAGAAGCACGGAAAAGGGUGUGUUUCUUGCAAAUUUUACUAGUAUCGCCAUUCAUGUUGCUGUUCUAUUUAUGAUGCCUACGGCUUGUACUUUUAUGUAUUUAUACUACUACAUUCCAAUUUUCCUUUUUUCUAUUUUUAUGUAUGUUAAUUUUUUUAAGUUCAUCUGACCUAGAUCUUGUUUUAGAAUGUAGUUCGCACAACCCAGGAUUUGAGUCAUUUGACGUUGUAGAUCCAUGGGCAUUCUGUUGUAUUCCAUAGGAGUAUUUAUAUUGUAUUAUAGCUCAUGUAUUAUGUUCUGUAGGGAUGUCGUGACCGUAAAACCAGAUUGGGCCGUUUAGAACAUAUACUUGUAUAUUUUUAUUUUGCUGUGUAAGUUUAUAGCAUAACGUUCUUAACGCAAGAGUACACUGUUGAUUUCAAUGGUAUGAAUGAAGAUGGUCGACGAUUAUCUUUGA
Molecule: messenger RNA, 4435 nt
Organism: Spinacia oleracea (spinach)
Lineage: Eukaryota; Viridiplantae; Streptophyta; Magnoliopsida; Caryophyllales; Amaranthaceae
Product: transcriptional corepressor LEUNIG_HOMOLOG
Exons: 18
Coding region: 1611-3791 (726 amino acids)
Molecular function (GO): protein binding; transcription corepressor activity
Source: RefSeq, a predicted model, not a curated record